Molecule: messenger RNA, 1633 nt
Organism: Bursaphelenchus xylophilus (pine wood nematode)
Lineage: Eukaryota; Metazoa; Nematoda; Chromadorea; Rhabditida; Aphelenchoididae
Source: the annotation of a GenBank genome assembly
AUGUCGGAUUGUGGCGGAUUCUCAAUAACCGAGAUCCUCAACGAUCCCAAAUCCCCGGAUUCGAUUGUGAACGACUCUACUGACAUUGAUCAACCGUCUCCUAGGACCAGCGCCUCAUCCCCUUUAUCAGCCAGUCAAUUAUCACCUCAUCCAUCCCCGGAAACACCCCAAGCUGGCGCCCUACCUAAUUUGAAUCCUUUUUUUAUGCAUCAAAUGGCUGCACUAUGUGCUGCAGCUAGCCAGAAGCAGGGAAAUUUGGGAGCUAUAAUGAUGGCAGCACAACAACAGCAAGCUCAGGCUAGGAUUGGUGGAGCCGGGCCAAGCCAAAUGGGGAUGCCAGCUGAAUGGUGCGCGGCUUAUGCGAACAUGCAACGACAAAUGAGCUUCGGAAGUGGGCAAGGUAAGAAUUUUGACCGGCUUCUGGGAAAAACGUGCUAAAUCUGGUGUUCUUGAUUUCAGCUAUAUUCGAGGCUUAACUUUAAAAACAUCAAACUCAUUUCUUCGAAUACCGAUAGUACAGUUCAAACAUAUAGAUUUCAGCCCGACACUCUUAAUUCCCCUUUGUCUUUUACCGCACAGCCACUUAACCUGAGCGUAAGCGGCUUAAUUUACUUCUAUUAGAGUCAAAACAUAAUCGGGAGAUCUCUUUAUGAAUUCGUUCUUUAAUUUGAGAGGCCAACAUGGCAUCCAAUCAAAAGACAUCAGAACGGGCUUAGCGCUGUUAGGAAGGGUUUUUAUUACGUAAUAGAAUUAAACCAAUUUAGGUAAAAAAUGCCGAACAAAUUUUAAAAGAAGAGCAAAGGGGAUAUUAGUACUAAUCACUGACCAAAUUGAAUAUAUUUUGGUAAUUUGAAAUUUUUUGGAAAGGAAGGUGCAAGAGGUUUAGACAGUAUAUUGAACAAGAACAAAGUAUCUGAGCGCUGGCCGUUGAUUGGCCAGCUUUCCGCCUGCCCAAAGUAAACAAACAGGCCUGGAAUAGACGGGAAAACGCUAAAUGUCUACGCAAUAUGACUAGAUAAAUCGCAACGAUUUGAAAACCAUUUUUUAGAAUUUUUAAUGUUUCAGGAUGGGAUCCUCGACAAGUUGCGUGGAUGCAAAAUAUGAACACCAAGAUCUCGCACAAAAGAAAAGGAGGGCAGAUCCGCUUCACAAACGAGCAAACCGACUCUCUGGAAACCACCUUCGAUAAAAACAAAUAUUUGACAAAUCCACAACGGAGACAAUUAGCAAAGAAAUUGCAAUUGAGCGAGCGGCAGGUUAGUCUUUCACCUUUGGUGACAUUGAACCCAUCUUUAAACAUUUGUAUUAACUGUAGGCCAGAUUAUUAAACGUUGAUUUCUAGGUGAAAACUUGGUUCCAAAACCGUCGAGCCAAAUGGCGUCGAGUCCGUAAAGAUGGAGACGAGGAAGAAGAUUUAGCUCACUCGAUACACUCCAACAACCCCUUUAAUCAACGUCUCCAGUCGAUGCCUUCCCUCUCCUCACCCAACUCCCCUAAUCCAUCAACUCAAUUCAUCAAGAAUUUCCCUCAUUCAGGCUCUGCAAAUGUUUUAAAUCUGAGUGAAAUCGCUGGCAGUGGCUCUUUGAGUGCCUUAGGAAACGCAAACUUCAUUGAUCUGUUCAAGUCUAAAUAA